Messenger RNA from Dendronephthya gigantea, 1500 nucleotides. Its product is annotated as tumor protein p63-regulated gene 1-like protein. Bases 122 to 964 code for a protein of 280 amino acids. NCBI's taxonomy places the organism in Eukaryota, Metazoa, Cnidaria, Anthozoa, Malacalcyonacea, Nephtheidae. Gene Ontology annotation, cellular component: cytoplasm. The record is from RefSeq and is a predicted model, not a curated record. The transcript is spliced from 4 exons.
CUGUAUAAAAUAUAGUUUCGAAGGUGAAAGCAUUGGGUGAAACUUGAUACUAUCGUAUCGUAUAAACCAUUGUGGUAUGAUCUGAUCUUAAUACAGCAAAUUCGAAGACAAUUGUUUUAGAAUGAUGGCAGAAAGUACAGAUCUGCAAAAAGGGAAAUUAGUUUUUGACUCUUCCCCAGGUGAACCUGGGGUUGGUUCGAUAAAUGCCGAGGAUUUUGAGGUUCAAAUUCGUGAUACAAACUCUCGUCAGACUUCUAGUGGAGAUAGGAAUUUAAGUCCUGAGAGGCUGGCAGAGUUAAAGAAAAAGUGCAAUCAAUUGGAAACGGAAAAAUAUUUCGCAUUAAAAGAAGGUUACUUUGACAAGGCAGUGGAAAUGUCUAAGAAUGAAUUGUAUUUCUCAGAUGUUGAUGGUAGUUACAUUGGUGCUUGGCUAGCAACAGAGAUAGAUCACUGGGACAAUGAGAAAGAGAGGCUUGUUCUCCUCACGCAGAAACAGCUUAUUGUUGUCAGGUUUAACUUCAUCACAACUAAGAUUGAAGAUCAUCGUAAGAUACCUCUGGUCAACUGUAUCAGAAUACAAACUGGGAGUCUCUCCUAUUCAUCCAGCACGUUUGGCUUCUAUCAGGAGUCAGCCAGGAAAGCAAACGAGGUUGGUCUACGUAUACACUGGAAUUCUGAAAGAGUACCAGGGACAUUUGACUUCUGGAAUCCAUGGUCAAAAGAUAUUCCACAUUUAACCCUGACUGCUCAUACCUCGGUAAAAUACAACGAAGCAUCACCAGAAUUUGCUGAUUUCUCUGCAUUGCAAAAGUCAUUAGUCGCCGCUGCAACUUCCGACAUCAGUCGAUCCCUUGUAACCGAUGAAGAGCCUAUUAUUAUCAACAUGAUACUGGGAAUAACAGCGCUUGUUCAUAACCAAAGCAAACUUGGUUUUUCCCGUGACAGAGGUGGCGUAGCCUUUUAAGGAAAUACUGUGUUACUAUGGGGAUUGCUUAUUUAUUACCUUCAAGGAUGUUACACUAAACCUUUCACUGGGAAAUGGUAGAGAUAGAUAUUGUUGUAAAUAUCCUGGUACAAAAACAUUCACAAUGUUUUUGAUAGCACCCAAAGUAUUGUUUUCAUUUUCUACAUCAGUAACAUAUUGUGACCAUUGGGAUGAGUAAACCUUAGUAAUAAGGUUUAUUUAUCUUAAUGUUCGCAACCAACCGGGUCUAUGUGCUUCACACUUAAUUGCGGAGACAAUUGUCUUCACUGCUAGACCAUUAGCACUUUAGAUUACCGGGAAUAUUGAAAAAUUUGUCAAUUUUUGCAAAAAUGAUUAGAGGUAUCAUUUUUGCAAAAACUGGUGAAAUGGUGAAUUAAAAUAUUUGAAGGCGAUAUCCUUAAUUAUUAAUAUUGGUAUUAAUGGUGAAGAUAAAUGGAAGUCAUAUCUUUCAUAAUAGACGCGGUUUUUUGACGUUCUGUAACUCAUUUUCUGUACUUAGACUUAGAGAUUUAAAA